Messenger RNA from Daphnia carinata, 1457 nucleotides. Its product is annotated as voltage-gated hydrogen channel 1-like. Gene Ontology annotation, cellular component: plasma membrane. Gene Ontology annotation, biological process: proton transmembrane transport. The transcript is spliced from 3 exons. The record is from RefSeq and is a predicted model, not a curated record. Lineage: Eukaryota; Metazoa; Arthropoda; Branchiopoda; Diplostraca; Daphniidae. The coding region runs from base 263 to 1105 and encodes 280 amino acids. Gene Ontology annotation, molecular function: voltage-gated proton channel activity.
UUUUUACCUGAGCUACCACCUAUUUUAACAGCUUCCCAAAAGAGGAUAGCUUCUUUUGAUAGGGGCUUUAGUUGCCGAUGCUUUCCAUUAACCGAGUUUCUUUUUAAAAUCAACCAAUGAUGUGCCGUGUUUGUAUGGAUUUCGGCUUCAAUCAAAAAUCAUUGUAGUUCUUGACAGGCGUUUUGUUGUUAUGGGACCAGUAUUGAAAGUAAACAUGUGUACCUUUCCAUCUGAAUGAUCAGAAAAUUCACUUUCCGCUAACAUGGAGUCUACUAAAGAAAUGCUUUUACCUCAUACCGACAUUGAUGGGAGUCAACAGUCUCAGAUUGAAAUGGUUACAGUGGACAAAGACCCAGGGACGAGGUUGAUUUCGAAUGGUACUCAAUUUGACCAGCAUGAUGCUCUUCUGCCUAAAGAUGAUGUGUUGCACCCGUGUCAUGUCUACGCUUCUGAUCCCAAUCUGACUACAAUGCCUGAUACCAGCAGUAGAGGAAGACUAAGGAGAAUACUCAAUUCACAUCGAUUCCAAGUUUUUAUCGUAUCCUUUGUCAUAGUGGAUUGUAUGGUAGUGAUUGCAGAACUUCUAAUGGACCUUAGAAUACUUGGAAUGUUGGAAGAAACAGGGAUGAAAAACCGCAGCAAGGUGCCAUUGGAAGCGCACUACAUAGUACCAGAUGUUUUGCACAGCAUCAGUAUAGCUAUAUUGGCCAUGUUUCUCUUGGAAACAAUCAUCAAAAUUGCAGCUUUCGGUCUAUCCUUUCUCAGGAUGGGUUGGGAAAUAUUUGACACUGUCGUCAUUUUAGUGACAUUCGUUCUUGACGUAUUGAUGCAACACUCACAUUCGUCUACUAACGGCCUCGGCCUCUUCAUCAUUUUACGUUUGUGGCGAGUGGCUCGUAUUCUUAACGGAAUGGUUCGUUCUGUGCGAAGUCAGGCUGUUCGCCAUGUAGAAUGCGAAAAGCGUCGAAGAGAGGCACUCGAAGAAGAACUGCUCAAGUACAGAGAACUCAACCAACGGCAAAGGAAACUCAUUGUCGAACUCGAGAAUCUUCUAAAGACUAAUAACAUUCCCAUACCCGACAGCAUAGUUCUAGCUGCUACAUAGUGCAUAGUACAUAAACAACAAGAAUUUAGCUAAAAUUACUGGCCAGGAAAUUUUGCUCACCUUUCACUACCUGUAUAGAUUAGAAAUGCAUUUGUUUUUUAUUUUCUUUCCGUCUUUUCAGGGAAUUAUUUUCACCAGCGUCCAAACAUUCUAAUAAUACAGACUUCAAUAAACUCAAAAAAUAACCAAACGCUUGGUUUAGUACCUUAAAUAACGUGCAAUGCUGAAUGUUAAAUUCACGGUUAAUUAAAUUAAUUUGGAUUUUGUGAUUAUUUGUGUACCUACCGCUAAAUUUUUGAACCCUGACAUUGCAACACUGAUCCAACUAGUAGAUGUGAUGAAUUUCUAUCAA